Molecule: messenger RNA, 8043 nt
Organism: Brassica napus (rape)
Lineage: Eukaryota; Viridiplantae; Streptophyta; Magnoliopsida; Brassicales; Brassicaceae
Product: putative F-box protein At3g20030
Exons: 6
Coding region: 6892-8043 (383 amino acids)
Molecular function (GO): protein binding
Source: RefSeq, a predicted model, not a curated record
AACAUAGACGAUUUAAUUAACUAUGAUUUCGACUACUACUUUACUGUUUAUUCCUAGACGAUGCUAUAAUUGUUUUAGUUUUUAUUUUAUUCGAAGAUGCCCAAAAUCCAAUUAUUAUUUUUUUAACAACUAUUUUAUUUAUAUAAAAUGUAACAUUACACAUAAAAUAAUAAAAAUACAACCAAAUGUAAAUUUAAAAUAAAAUACAACAUAAUUAAAAUAUGAAGAAACUUUCUUCUCAAUCUUCUUAGUGCAAUCUUCAUAUUAAUUUGAGUAUCGGCCAUGCGAUGAAACUCCAAACUUCUUUGUUUUCUUUGUUGUAUAACAUUAGUCACCUUCCAACUUGGAUCAAUAGAUGUCAAUCGAGAUUGAAUCCAAUAUAAUGAUUCUCUCAAAAGAAAUAAAAAUUGGAACUACCAAUCUUCAACGAUUAUAAGAACAUCGCCAUACAAUAGAGAAAAUUCCAAUCCUCUGUUUCCAACAUACUCAUUCCAUGGUGGUUUUCAUGGCAAUUGUUUCCAAAUUAAGCGGUUAGGAGAAGUUCUUUACCACUUGAAUAUGAAUUCAACUUGUCGUCGGUCAUAGCCAUGAAAUCCAUGCCGCAGAUUGCAACAACAAAAUAGGAGAAAAGGAAACUUAAACCCAAUUUGUUGUGAGUAAAUCUGAACUUGUUCCCCAUCUUAAUGAAGAACAAAACACAUAAGAUUUUUUUUUUUGAAAAAGAAACUCAAGAUGUCAUUACGUAGAGUGUAUGUAUAUGUAAUACACAAACGACCUCACCGUGAUGAAUCUUCGGUGAAAAUAGAAAUUGAACAAAACAAACUUUUUGUGAAUUUUCUAAAAAAUGAAAGAGAAUUGAUUAUAGGUUGUGAUGACAAAGAAGAUAAAACAGAAAAGGAAUACGGCAGAGGGUGAUAAUUGCAGAAGAAAAAAAUGGAGAAGACGAUCGCCUUCACGAUCCCAAUUAUUAUCUUGAAUCAUUGAUAAUUUUAUCGAUUCUUUCUUUUAAUUCCUAUCUAUAAAGAAAAAACAAAUACAGAGUACUGACCAGUGACCACUGACAAGGAAAAAAACAAAUGCAGAUAAUGAGCCGACCAAAUGCCAAGCGGUAUAAACAUGUUAAUAUGCGCAGAAGGGCCUGGACUGCAAAACUUUUCGCGGAGGCGUGCAAGUAAACAAACGUACAUACAAAAGCUUGGCGUAUCGUUAAUGUUUUCUGGAAUGAUGUUUGUUUUUACUAAAUGUUAAUUAUUAUUAUGAUUUUUAAGAGUUAUAUUUAUAGCUUUUUUGUGAACAACAUGUUUUAAUUUUUAUGCUAUUUGAAGCAUAACUCGUUACGUUUAUAAUAUUUAUUUUUGGAACAUUUCUCAGAACUAGUUCUAUGGGAGAUAUUAUAAAAUCUUUUUUUUUUCAUUUGUCUUCUUAUCACUCAUAUAUUUUAAUUUUAGACGUUUAUGCUUUAUAAUUUUUCAAAACAAAUAUAUUAUGACAAUUGCUGGAACAAAAAAAAGAAGUUUGAUUUGUUUCAGAAUCUAGAAAUUCAUUUUUUUGUCUGUCUUCAUCCACGGUUCAUUUCUAAUUACUACUGAUUUUUUUAUCUCUUAUUUGCUUCUCCUCCUCCUCCUCCGCAGCACCGCCGUGCUCUUCCCCAAGCUCUGCCGGCUGUAAGGUUAUGUUCUCCCUUAACUUAUUUGCAAGUUUUUAAUUUGCCUUUCUCCCGUGUUCAUGUUGACUGGCGAUGUCACUCUUAACUAAAUAAAGCGUAAAGCUUCCUAGUUAUUCUAGUUCUGCUUGAACCAUUUCUUAGUGACAUAAGAUAAAAGCAAGCAUGCCUUUAAUUUGUUAAAAGAAACUAAUACAUAUCUGAAACAUCAUUUGUUUGUCUGUAGCAAGCCAAUGAUGUGAAUCGGGAAAAUCUUGAAAGAAUGGUUGAGUCAGGCAAUUCUGCAUUCAGCGGCUUAGAUCUUGCAAUCCUCAUCAGGUAGAAGUAUGGAUGAUCUCAUGAUGUUCAGCUCAUUUAGAAGGAGUUCAUGGGAUUGGAGCGCAAGGGGGGCGCAGUCUCCUUGCAAUGAAUGUCAUGUGAAAGUACAGAGAAAAAGUAAGAGAAUCCUUUGUUGUGAUUUUAGCUUAAGUGGUUUCACUAUAUUUGUAAGCUAAUUCACCAUCUUAUCUCUAUUUGUUCUUCAUUGCCUAGAAAUCUUUUACUCUAACCGAAGAAGAAUAUAUACUAAGACUUGAUAUAGCCAACAUGUUGAAAUGCUGGGGAGCAGUUUCACAUAUCUGUAACAGCCUAGCAAAGUUGAAGGAGCGAUCACGAAUAGUGAAGUGAGGAUCAAGCCUAAACAGAAACCUUAAGACAUUAGUUUAAUCACUUGAGUCGAUAGGAGAAACUGCAGGUCUCAGCUGAUUUCAUCUCUUCAUGCAGGCUUUGAGCAUUUUCAUAGACAUGGAUUCAUAUAACUAAAUCCAAAUCUGAUCCAAGCCAAAAUAUUUAUGGUACCUAAAAGUUCGAAUCACAAUUUAUAUACUUAAAUAUAUUAAAUUUUUAAAAAUUAAUAAAAUAUCCAAAAUGUUCAUAAAUACAAGAAAUUAUCCAAAAUACUUGAAAAUAAUUUAAAAUAAAUAGCCGAAAUAUUCAAAACACUGAAAUACAUAUUGACUUUCUAUCCAAAUAUAUAAACCAAACCAAUUUUCAAAUUUAUAUCUUGUAUGUUAUUUUUAUUUUUGAAUUUUACAAAUUUUAAAUAUUUAAUUUAUUUACAUAUAUUAGUAAUAUUAAAACAGAAACACAAAAUUGUACCCAACUUGCUUCUAGGUGAAAUAUUUUUUUUUAAAACUAUACUAUAUAAUCAACAUGUCAAAUCCACUAUUCUUUAGUCUAACACAUUCAUAUCUAUAAAAAAUAUCAUCUUACAAUCUCGUCUUAUUAUUUAUGGUAAGUGAUUAAAUGAAAUUAUUAUUAUUUAUGGUAAAUAAUUAAAUAAAUUUAUUAUUAAUGAUAGCAUUUUUAAAACUAAUUUUUGUUAUGGUAAGACUUUAAUACACCCUAAUUUAUGCCGGAUGUAGUUAUAUAGCAAAUAGCAAUACAUCAAUAAAUCUUUUUUACGUCACUUUAUAAUAUUUAUAUUGGUUGAUUAGGUGUUUAGUCGACCUGGUAGCUUAUACUAUAAUUUUCAAAUAAUAUUAAUGACUUCAUAUGUUAAUAAAACGUUUAUAUGUUAUUUAAAGACUUCAUAUUGGUGUACAGUAAUAUAUGUUUCAUUGUACUACAUUAGUUUUAAUAAUGUUGAUGCUUUUUCACACAUGAUGAUAAAUAUUAUUUUAUAAAUUUUAUAUUUAUCAAAACUUUUGGGGUUUUACUGGGUCAACCAGUGUGGGAUCAAAGAUUAAUGCCAGUUUUUUCACCGAGAGUUAUUAAGUUUUUAAUUACAGAUUUUUAUUUAAUUUAAACUGGAUAAUAUACCGCUUAUCAGGUUAUUGAUUCAACCACGGAUCCAGAUUAUAUAUGAAAACAAUGAAUAAAAGUAAAGACACAUAUAUAAUUAUUUGUAUAACAUAAAUAAGUAGAUCAAAAUUCAAAAAAAAAAUAAAUACCAACUAACAUUUUUAUUUAAAUCUGAAAUAAAAUCUAUAAAUAUCCAACUGAGACUUAAAUCUCUAGCCGUGAAAUCUCAAAAUCUAAAUGGAUCUAAGUCUUUAUAUUACCAAAAAUGAAUACAUCUUUCAUCGUUACAUUUUUGAUGAGACAGAUUAAAUGAAGUGUUAUCUUUAGUAAAUAUGGAAGAAAACUUCUAUUAAUUUAAAAGCUUAAAUUUAAUAUAUUACCAAGCAAGAGACUACCUGGUUACUGCAAUCUCCAGGAGAAACAUGGAGAUGAUGCUUCUCUGCGUGUGGAACUUGAUGAGAUCAAUCCUUGAAGAUACGAGGAGCUGUUUGUUGCUUACAUGUUAGGUUAUGUACGUAUCCAUUGUUCAAUCACGAUCUGUGUGGAAUUUGAGAGAGCAAUCAAUCGUAUAUUAAGAGAUGCGCACUCAUGUUUUUGUGGUUAUGAUCGGAUGUGAAAACCCUCGGGAAACACUUAUCAAAAAUCAAGGCUUAAUCUCUUACUGCUCUUUGCUGCUGGAAAAGCCAUUGAUAAUGGCUUCCUAGUGAGAAACACUUACGAAUGAGCUUGAGAUUUGGCUAUCUUAAUGAUGCCAUAGGCCUUUGAUCCGGGCGAACAUUUCAUAUCAUUUCCACACAAGUCCUGAGAGUAUCUUAUGUCUCUGCAACUCCUGUUUUUAUGUUUCAUUGCUUGAUAUAUAUUGUACUCGUGUCCAUCAGUUCAAACCAUGCAUGAGUUUAGUCAAUAUAUGGUGUUCAUUGACCUGUUGCCUGAAUCACUUGCAUUCGUUUCGAUUUUGUGCUUUGUAUAUGAGAUGCGCACUGCAUGUUCUCAUGUUUUUGUGGUUAUGUUCUCAUGUUCCCUCGGGAAACACUUAUCAAAAUUAAGGCUCGAAUCUCUUACUGCUCUGUUGCUGCUGGAAAAAGCCAUUAUCAAUGAGCUUAUCUUGUUUGUUUCAAUGUUUUAGAUAUUAGGUUCUGUACGUUUCCAUUGUUCAGUCAUGAUGUGUAAAUCAGCUGUGGAAGAUAAAUGAGCUUAUCUUGUUUGUCUCAAUUGUGUAGAUGUUAGGUUCUGUACGUUUCCAUUUCUCAGUGUGUAGAGCACUUGUGUAAGAUACAAGGAACAGUUUGGUAAAGUAGCUUGUUGAAGGUAUCUUGUUUCAUUCCAUUGUUCAGUCAAUAACUAAACCUGAAUGUGGUUUGUAUCUGGCUUCUUUUGUCACUAUAUGGCGUUCACUGAUCUGUUGCCUGAAUCACUUACAAAUGAGCUUGAGCUUUGGCUAUCUCAGUGAUGCCAUAGGCCUUUGAUCCGACUGAACAUUUUGUAUCAUUUUCACACAAGUACUGAGAGUAUCUUAUGUUUCUGCAACUCCUGUUUUCUUGUUUCAUUAUUAUACACUGCUUCUCAUAUAUUGUGUCUAUCAGUUCAAACCAUGAGUUUAAUUGUAUAUGGCGUUCAUUGAUUUGUUGUCUGAAUCACUUAGUUUAGAUUUUGUGUGUCUUUUCUGUUUUAGUAACAUCUAGCUGCAUAUAUGUUUUUAGUUUGACUUAUGUAUAUAUAAUUGGUUCGUUAUCUCUUGAUAUAUAUUCUUAUGUCGGUGGUUUUUAGAGGAGGUUGGUGCUUUGAUUGUUAAAUCAAAGACUAGCUGGCUUUCUGCUGAGGAGAUUUGCAAAAUACUGAAACAAGCUGAGAGUAAAAACUUAACCGAGUCUGUGGAAAAGCCUCCCAUAGAUUCCAUUGGACUGUUCAUUUUCAGAGAGAAGAAGUUCUACGAUCAUUGGAGGUGGAAUGACGUGGGUGGAAGUAAGACGAAGAGAGGUGGAAACAACAGGCUGGGAAAGAAGAAGAAGCUUUCGGGAAAUGAUGGAUGUAGCGUAAAUGUGACGGAGUCCACUGGAUUGCUAGAAGACAAUUAUGUGAGAAGAGUGCAUAGGGAUUCCAAAAACUUUGGUGAUGAGUUGGCUGUGGUGCACUACCGCAGGCUCACCUGAAUCAGUUUUGGCUUCUAUGUUCUACAAAACUUGCACAUUUGUCUAUAUUCGAAAACUUGAAAGACUUUUAUGUCUUACCAAACUUUCUUAUCUUGUCUAUAUUCAGAGAAACUUGUAUAUCUUUUCUACGAUCAAAUGAUAAUAGCUGGGAUGAUUGGAUAACUGUAAUCCUCUAUUUGUCUCACUGUUUUUUUUUUCCUUUCCUGGGGGUUUUACUUUGUGGAUUUGGUGAUAAGCUCUAAAUGAAUGGGGAAGUUGAUUGAUAAAUAUUUGAGAGAGAUAUCUCCAGGCUAGAAUCUUAAAGUGUCAAAGGUUCUUCAAGUUGCAGAGAGUUAACCAGAUUCAGCUAUAGAUAUUUGGUUUGACAAGAGAAUUUAUUUCUCGUAUUCUAAGUUCUUAUAACUAUAGUAUUUUUUUUUUGGGAUCGAACUGGAACCAAAUUAUUACAGAACUAAAUUAAAUCGAACCAAAUUAAGUUCGAGCCAAACUUAGUAGUAUUUGGAAUCGUAUCAAAACCCAAUUAACUGAACCGAACAAACCGGAAUUAAACCGAAAUUAGAGACUGUUGGUGGAAUCAUCCAUUACAGAACUAAAUUAAACUGAAUCAAAUUAAACCCGAGCCAAACUUAUUAGUAUUUGGAGUCUUAUCAAUACCAAAUUAACUGAACCGAACAAACCCGAAAUUAAACCGAAAUUAGAGACUGUUGGUGUGACCAUCCAUUACAGAACUAAAUUAAACCGAACCAAAUUAAGCCCGAGCCAAACUUAUUAGUAUUUGGAGUCUUAUCAAAACCCAAUUAACUGAACCGAACAAACCGAAAACUAAACCGAAAUUAGAAACUGUUGGUGGGACCAUCUGGUAUUUUAUCAGGAAUUAUUUGUCAAAUAAAUUGCUGGAGUAAACUAUCAUGGCGGUGCAGUGUGCUCUUCUGCCGAGUGUCUCUACCAUGAUUUUCGUUCACACACGUGGCUCCUGCAGAUCGGCAACGUCAUCUCUUUUCCUUCCUCUUCCGCUUUAGUUUUUUUUAAGUCUGGGCCCUUUUGAGCCUCAAUUUGUAUUAUUGUUAAGUAUGGGCUUAUCAAUGUGGACCUAGUUUUCUAUUUUCAUUGUCUUGUUGGUCUUGAUUAAUAAAUGAGAUGACAAAAAAUCUAUUAUGGUGAAAUUAAUGUGGAAAAGGAAAAGGCGGAUACAUUCCAUUUUUUAAUGAAAGAUAAAAAAAGGAAAACAACGUGUUUGUGUGAACAUAAAUAUAAAAAGAGAAGAAUGGGCAAGCGUGAAAUCUAGAAACCUUAACAAUGACGAUGAUUUCAGAUCUUUCGAGGGAUUUGGUAGAGGAAAUACUCUCUAAGGUUCCUAUAACCUGUCUAAGAGCGGUGCGAUCUACUUGUAAAUUGUGGAAUGUUUUAUCCAAAGAUAGGGUUUUAUGUAAAACAGACAUAACGCAUCAGUUUAUUGGAUUCAUGGUGAAGGAGUACAGGAUUUGUUCAAUGAGAUUCAGUCUCCAUGGUGUGGGUUCAUCUAUAAAUGAGAUAGGUAAUUUAUUUAAUCAAGCUGAGAUAUGUAAUAUCAUCCACUGCGACGGUUUGUUGUUAUGCGUCACCAAGGAAGACAAGAUUAGGAGCCUCGUGGUUUGGAACCCAUAUUUAGGACAAACCAGAUGGAUCCAACCCAUUAAUAAUUACCACAGAUUUGAGUCAUCAGACAAAUAUGCUUUCGGAUACGACCACAAAAACCGUAACCACAAAAUCUUGAGAGUUUUUGAUGUUAACCGGUAUGAAAUCUAUGAUUUUAGCUCUAAUUCAUGGAGGAUUCUUGAUAUCAUUCCGGAUGAUGAUAUAUGGUCUCGUCAACGAGGUGCUUCUUUAAAAGGAAAUACUUAUUUUGUGGCUAAAGAAAAAACAUUAGUAGACGAGGAUGUAGUAGGAGAGGUAGAGAUAGACGAGCCUCAUAAUUUAUUACUAUGUUUUGAUUUCACAAGAGAGGGAUUCGGACCGUUUCUACCUUUGCCGUUUCUGCACUAUAAUGAGGAUAUCGGGACUCUGUCUACUCUUAGAGACGAGAAACUCGUGGUAUUAUAUCAGCGCAUGGUUUGUCCUGAGGUAGAGAUUUGGGUGACAACCAAUAUUGAGCCGGAUGCAGUGUCAUGGACCCCCUUUUUAAACAUUGACAUGCAACCACUCGACCGUGGUUUUCAGUUUGGCCUUUGCUCUGGCGCCAGCUUCUUUAUUGACGAGGAGAUGAAAAUCGCUGUGGUUUUCUAUAUAUACCGAGCGGAGAAAAUGGCCAAGACGCGCUCUUACCAUUCAGUUUGCAUCACUGGAGAGAAUGGAUAUUUGGAUAAUUUGGAUCUUGGAGAUGCUGCGUAUCGCCAUGUUCCUAUGCGAGAAAAUCCGUAUUGCUGCCCACUUGUGUGCUCUUAUGUUCCUAGUUUAGUGCAAAUCAACUAA